Molecule: messenger RNA, 2901 nt
Organism: Mirounga angustirostris (Northern elephant seal)
Lineage: Eukaryota; Metazoa; Chordata; Mammalia; Carnivora; Phocidae
Gene: GULP1
Product: GULP PTB domain containing engulfment adaptor 1
Exons: 12
Coding region: 1451-2716 (421 amino acids)
Source: RefSeq, a predicted model, not a curated record
AUUUUGAGGAACGAGAAAAUGAAUUGUAUCAUAUAUAUACCCUAAGAUUGAGUAAACGCUAAAAGAGUACCAUGUGAUUUAAUAAAUAAUAGGCAUCACUGGGUAGAUAAACUUUUUUUCACUAAAAUUAUAAAAUACCCAUAUAUGGCCUUACAAUGAACCAUGCUCAUAUUUUAAUUCAAAUUUUAGAGUCAUUGUCUGUUGUGGUAGAUGUUGUUGAUGAUCUGUCUGUAAACCCUUUCCUUUAGUGUCUCCCAAACAAACUUAUUUACUUGAAUUAUUACGUCAGACUUUGCCUCUGGGGCCACCUAAACGAAGAUCCUUUCUUUUCUUUCUAAAGUUCUGUUAGAAAAUGAACUGGAAUAGCAUGAAAAAAUAGACUUCUGAAGAAAAUUGUAGCUAAGAGGAAAAAAGGUAGUGUUCAGAAUAUUCACAUGGCUAAGACACAAAGAGGCAGAAAUAAAAUAUUUGAGAUCUGCUUUUAGUCUAUAAUUUGAGAAAGUCAAAAAUAUAGAUCUGGCUUUACCAACAGUCUAUAUUAAAGUUAUGGAGGGAAGCAGAACAAAAGAGUGAGAUACAUUUUUGUAUUUUUGCCAAAACAAAACAGAAAAAACAGCUAUUUUGACAAGAAGAGAUACUAUACUGUGAAUAUUUUUGCUAGUAUUUGAAAUUUAUAUCAGAGGUACAUUUGAAGUGACCAAAUUAAGGGAAGGCAUAAUUUGUGUUGCAUCUGGAAAGGCUUUUUCCUUUCGUCUGCUGGAAUAAAAAAUGUAAAAAUCUUAAUCAGCCACAUAUAGCAUGAGAAUGAAUAGAAGGAUAAGUUACCUAAAUGCUUUCUCCUUAGCAGUGGAAGUGGAAUGAAAGUUAAAAUAGAUCAGUGCUUUCUAAAAUUCUGUUUCAUCUUCUUAAUCAGGGACGGAGUAUGCACUUGGUUGGUUUAAUUAGCUGCUGACUGGAGGAGAUAGCAGGGGCUAGCUGUAGGGGGAAGGGGUGUAUUAUCAACCAGCCAUCGCUGUGCUUUCAUAGUAAGAUAGCCAUGAGUUAAAACACUUAACUUACUAUCUAGCAAUUUUGGUAUUUGAUCUUAUUUAGCAAUCUGUUAUUUUAUCUUUUCCAAAAAAUUAACACGCUUUACCACUUUUUUUAUUAGGUAAUUUUCUUGAACUUUCACAAGAAACAUACUUAGAAUUUUAGAAUAUGUACCGUAAGCUCUGAAUUAAAAUACACAUAAAUGUAAUUAUUGGUUAAUUCUACUCAGUCCAAUUUUAAUUUUAUUUUUAGUUAUAUGUGAUUCCUUCUGGUAUAGGAGAGGAAGUGAUUGAGGAACUCAAAUGGCAACUGUGUGAUUGAAACUAUUCAAAGUCAAGCGUCUGCAUAUUCUUUCAACUGUAUUCGAGCACUCCCAGGACAUAAAGUGUGAUUGAACUAAACGUCUGUUUGGCUGAUCAUCAUGAACCGUGCUUUUAGCAGGAAGAAAGACAAAACAUGGAUGCAUACACCUGAAGCUUUAUCAAAACAUUACAUUCCCUAUAAUGCAAAGUUUCUUGGCAGUACGGAAGUGGAGCAGCCUAAAGGAACAGAAGUUGUGAGAGAUGCUGUCAGGAAACUCAAGUUCGCAAGACAUAUCAAGAAAUCCGAAGGCCAGAAAAUUCCUAAAGUUGAGCUGCAAAUAUCAAUAUAUGGAGUAAAAAUUCUAGAACCGAAAACAAAGGAAGUCCAACACAAUUGCCAGCUUCAUAGAAUAUCAUUUUGUGCAGAUGACAAAACUGACAAGAGGAUAUUCACUUUCAUAUGCAAAGAUUCUGAGUCAAAUAAACAUUUGUGCUAUGUAUUUGACAGCGAAAAGUGUGCUGAAGAAAUAACUUUAACAAUUGGCCAAGCAUUUGACCUGGCAUACAGGAAAUUUCUAGAAUCUGGAGGAAAAGAUGUUGAAACAAGGAAACAGAUUGCAGGAUUACAGAAAAGAAACUUAGUGUUCUCAUGUGACUUUGCUUCACUUCCUGAUGCUUCUCAUGGGGAUCAGAGCAGCAGAAGCAGCAGAUGCUGGAUUCAAGACUUAGAAACCGAAAAUAUGGAACUUAAAAACAAAGUACAAGAUUUGGAAAGCCAGUUAAGAAUAACCCAAGUAUCAACAUCUCCAGCGGGCAGUGUGACACCUAGGUCACCCUCCACUGACAUCUUUGAUAUGAUACCAUUUUCUCCAAUAUCACACCCAGCUUCGAUGCCUGCUCACAACGGCACACAGCCACCUCCAAUACCUAGCAGAUCUACUGAGAUUAAACGGGACCUGUUUGGAGCAGAACCUUUUGACCCAUUUAACUGUGGAGCAGGGGAUUUUCCUCCAGAUAUUCAAUCAAAAUUAGAUGAAAUGCAGAUCAGUUAUUCCAUCCCUGGCCUCAGAGGUGUGAACAAGUCUGCAAGGGAGAACACUGUGAGUGGUUCAAAGUCAUUGCUGGCCAACGUUUCCAUCAAGUGUGAGGUGCCCUCAGCCAAAGGCAGAGUAAUGGAAGAGAGGGCCUCCGAGGAGGUCCAGUCUGAGGAACCAAGAAUUCAUUCUCUGGAGCAACUGCUGGUUAAAGCACCAGGCACAGGAUCGGAAAGGGACGCCCGGGAGGUGGGGUCACUGGGCACAGGAUCGGGAAGGGACGCCCGGGAGGUGGGGUCACUGGGCACAGGAUCGGGAAGGGACGCCCGGGAGGUGGGGGUCCUUGAAUGAUGCCCGUUGAUACCGCUCUCCACAGCUUGUGACAUCUGGGUAUAGGAAAGCAGGGUGUGGAUGAAAACUGUUAAAGAAAAUACAGGGUGCUCUUUUUCUUUUGAAUGUUUUAGAUAUUUUCCUUGAGAAUGCUGCACUGGGGAAGCCAACCAGGCCAGAAGGAUAAAAUGUACUGUUUCUUUGUU